GGCCGAGCCGCGCCGAGCCGCGCGCUCAGAGUGCCUCAGAGUACAGUAUGGCGGCCGUGGCAAAAUAUUCGUCGUCUGUGUGCCGGAGUAGCGAGUGAUCUCUCGUGUUUUGUACGGGGUGUACGGGAUCCGCGAUCGGUAUCGAGUGCGCGCGCGCGCGCGCACACACACGGCCGCUGCCGAUCUACGAUCCGCCGGGCAGGCCGCCGCCGCCACUGCCGAGCUCUCCUCCGAUUUUCUUUCCAGCCGGGCGAGGGCAACCGGGUCUCGCGCGCGCGCGCGCGCGCGCGUGGCGAACGUACGUAAUAAUAAACGCAACCGCGACGACGACAAGCCGACGUCGUAGCGGCCCCGAUGCGGGUCGCGUGCGCUCCUCUCAGGGCAAAUGAUGACUUCGAUGCUGCCCAGCUUUAACCCGCCUAUCGUCAAGCGGCUGCUGGGCUGGAAGAAGGCCGAGAGCGAGGACAAAUGGAGCGAGAAGGCCGUUAAGAGCCUGGUGAAGAAGCUCAAGAAGUCCGCGGGCCUCGAGGAGCUCGAGAAGGCCAUCACGACGCAGAGCUGCAACACCAAGUGCAUCACUAUACCAAGGCCUAGCCCGGGCGGUGUCGGCGACAACGGCGUUCAGGGUGUCCGCGGCAAGGGUCUGCCGCACGUGGUUUACUGCCGACUCUGGCGCUGGCCGGACCUGCAGUCGCAUCACGAGCUGAGGGCGAUCGAGCACUGCGAGUACGCCUUCACCCAGAAGCGCGACGAGGUCUGCGUGAACCCUUAUCACUAUCAACGAAUACAAACGCCAGUUUUGCCGGCCAUUCUCGUGCCACGGCACAACCUAGCCAGCGACGAGAACACCGUCCUCUACAACACCUCCCUCGAAGAGCUCAGCGUCAGCGUGCCGGAGAACACGAGCUUCCACGCGACGUUGAAUCACCAGCACAAUCAGCAGCAGGGCAUACCGCAGUCCCCGCAACAGCAGCAGCAACAGCAACAGCAGCAACCAAAUAAUCCGUACCAAGGAAUGCAGAGUAUGCAGGCGACGAGUCCGGCGAGCGUCGGGAGCCUGGGAAGCGUGCAGGGUUCACCUCAUCCCGCCCCAGGAUCCAUGGAUCCGCCGGCGGAUACACCACCACCGGGCUACAUCAGCGAGGACGGUGACAAUAUGGACCACAACGAUAACAUGUCUUUGUCACGCUUGUCGCCUAGCCCAGUGGACGCGCAGCCGGUUAUGUAUUGCGAGCCCGCGUUUUGGUGUUCAAUUAGUUAUUACGAGCUAAACACGAGAGUGGGCGAAACGUUUCACGCGUCGCAGCCGAGUAUAACCGUGGACGGUUUCACCGAUCCAAGCAACUCGGAACGCUUCUGCCUCGGCUUGCUGUCCAAUGUGAAUCGUAACACGGUAGUCGAACAAACCAGGCGACACAUCGGCAAGGGUGUCAGGCUGUAUUACAUUGGUGGCGAGGUAUUCGCCGAGUGUUUGUCGGAUUCAAGUAUCUUUGUGCAAAGUCCAAACUGCAAUCAGCGUUACGGCUGGCAUCCGGCCACCGUUUGCAAAAUACCACCAGGAUGCAAUUUGAAGAUCUUCAACAACCAGGAAUUUGCGGCGUUGCUGUCGCAGUCGGUGUCGCAGGGUUUCGAAGCGGUGUACCAGCUGACGCGUAUGUGCACAAUCCGGAUGAGCUUCGUGAAGGGUUGGGGUGCGGAAUAUCGCCGGCAGACGGUUACCUCGACUCCCUGCUGGAUUGAGCUGCAUUUAAACGGGCCGCUGCAGUGGCUUGACAGGGUACUCACGCAGAUGGGAUCGCCUCGCCUACCCUGUUCCUCGAUGUCCUAAAUCUUUGUAUCCUCCAUCCGUUCGUUCGUGAGAGAAGAACACGUGAGAAUAUUACUCUUCGUGUGCUAUUGUCAUCAUUGUCAUCGUCGAUUAAUUGAUCGAUCCGUUCGUGUUUUCGCGUACGGCAUGUGAAAGUUGAAUCCGUUGUUUAGAUUUCCCUCGAACGAAUGCUAGCACCGUGACGCAUUGCAAGAAGAAGACGACUAUUUUUGCGCUCGAAGAUACAGUCAGCAGUUGGAAGAAUGAUAGCUCAGGCACAACGAUAUCAAGUUUUCUUUGCGCCGAAAUCGUGGCGGUGGCUUUCUUAAGUUGCCGUUUGCGCGAUUGAUUACAAAGUGACCGCAACAUGUGAAAUACGAAGGAAUGCAAAAUUAAACCGACAACUUGCUCGCACGACAGUAGAAAUAUCAAUAGUAGAUAUGUUAAAGGUUGAUGUCCCACCUACGGUGAUCAUUGUGAUCGAAGAGAGAAGACACGGUACCGCGCAGGGACGCGAAAUGAGACGUAGAGCUUUACUUCGACGCACUUAUAUCGCGCGCGCAUGUGCACCGCAAUUGGCGUACAAGAUAUAUCCAGGGUGAUCAUAAUCCGAGUUUAGUCGAUUCGUAAUAAGAAACAAAAAGAAAA
Messenger RNA from Monomorium pharaonis (pharaoh ant), 2455 nucleotides. RefSeq names its product mothers against decapentaplegic homolog 3 (gene Smox). Gene Ontology annotation, molecular function: RNA polymerase II cis-regulatory region sequence-specific DNA binding; DNA-binding transcription factor activity, RNA polymerase II-specific; I-SMAD binding. The transcript has 6 exons. Gene Ontology annotation, biological process: anatomical structure morphogenesis; regulation of transcription by RNA polymerase II; transforming growth factor beta receptor signaling pathway. The record is from RefSeq and is a predicted model, not a curated record. Lineage: Eukaryota; Metazoa; Arthropoda; Insecta; Hymenoptera; Formicidae. Gene Ontology annotation, cellular component: heteromeric SMAD protein complex. The coding region runs from base 386 to 1828 and encodes 480 amino acids.